This is a messenger RNA of Camponotus floridanus (Florida carpenter ant), 2530 nucleotides long. RefSeq lists its product as uncharacterized. Bases 412 to 1320 code for a protein of 302 amino acids. The record is from RefSeq and is a predicted model, not a curated record. Lineage: Eukaryota; Metazoa; Arthropoda; Insecta; Hymenoptera; Formicidae. The transcript is spliced from 6 exons.
AUUCUGCGCGAAACGCAACGGGGGGUUCCAGCGGCAGCGGAGCCAGCCGUGCAACCACCAGAAAGAAGCCGGGCUCGGCGGAUCGCGCAUAUCUCUAUCCGGAUAUUAUUCGCGUAACGCACAGUCGACGACCCGAAUACAUCCGGCGUGUUAUGUAAGGGAGAUGUCAUCGUCUUUAACGUCGCUCUCCUCUCACGCUACGCUCGCACACGUCAUGCUGGCUGCUGCCGAAGAGCUGCACGGAUAGGAACGCGGAGAAAGCGAGAGGGACAGAGAGAGAAGCCGCGCGGAGAGGUGCCUCUCCGACGACAUGCGAAGAGACGCGUUCGAUGCGACGACGAUAGACGACGAGCGAGGAUCGCAGACAGACCUAGUCAGACACGUCGACGAAGACGACCGACAAGAGCAUCCAUGGAACUGAAACUCCUGCUGUGGAUUCACAUCGUGGGAAUCUGCUCGGGUCUGCGGGAAGUACGUAUCCAGAUACCAACGGCCGUGAAGAAGGGCGAGUCGGCGACGCUGAAUUGUUGGUACGACACCGAGGGUGACCCGUUGUACGCUGUCAAGUGGUACAAGGGAGGACGAGAGUUUUAUCGCUACGCCCCGAUCGAGAAUCCGCCAGUCAAGACUUUCCCCAUCGGAAACCUGACGGUGAAGAAAACGGAGAGCAACGCGACGCAAGUCGUGCUGACAAAGUUGGAAUUGGAAGCGGCGGGCGUGUAUAGUUGCGAGGUAUCAGCUGAUGCACCUUCCUUCCACACAGCUAUAGUUUACGCGACGAUGAACGUCGUUGAAUUGCCCUCUCAGAUGCCAUCGAUACAAGGGCUAAAGAGGAAAUACCGUGUCGAAGAUAUGCUGCGUUUGAACUGCACAUCCGGCCGGAGCAAGCCAGCCGCGAAUCUCACUUGGUAUAUCAACGAUCGACAGCCUCUCAAGUCGCACGUCCGCACGUACAGCCCGCUCGACACGAACGAAUCGGAGUGGCAAGUCUCGCAGAUUGGGCUCCAGUUCCUAGUUACAUCCGACCACUUCAUGAGCGGCAAAUUGAAGAUACGUUGCAGCGCGUCGAUAUAUGACAUUUAUUGGCAAAGCACGGAGGUCAGCGCCGAGGAGGAUCGACCGCGCGUGAUACACUAUGAACCGGCCGCGACUAUCGUCGGCAUCAACUACUUGCAACCACCGCCGAAUUUUCAGACCGGUCAGAAGAAACCCGACGGGCAAGUUGGGGUGAAAGUGCUGGGAUCCUCCACGGUGAAUCUGCGACCGUCGGCGAGGCUCGUUUUGGAAUUGUUUGCGCUUCUUCUAAUCGCCAUUCGUUAAAGACGUAUAGUGCAUCGUUCGAGAAACGCGCUUUGGAACACUUUGCGUAUGUCGACGUGCUUGUGAGAGGAGAAGGGCUCGAGAGGCGCUUUGUGCGAUGAUGACGUUUUCCUCUAUGGGAUCGCCUCGGAUCGCCACGACAGCAGCAAUAUACAACCGGAGCGAAUACCGGGAGCUCCUUGGAUCACGUCAAGGCGUUGAAAUCUGAAAGGCUUGUUCGUAUGAUGAGGGAAUGGAAGUGACGGGGUGCGGCUGGGAGUUUGAACUGCUUCGCAGAUAGAAGAGACCGAAGGAAAAAAAUCGACGACGAUACGAGAGCAAACCCCUGCGAGAUGAUGUACUCGACGUUCAUUUAUCCGAUGAUCAACGAAUGUUGCAAAAAGCACUAUAGCGACGACUGGAUAUACAGCUGAAUAUACUCACGAUAUAUAUGUUUUAUAUAUAAUAUAUAUACAUAUAUAUAUAUAUAUAUAUAUAUAUGUGUAUAUUAUUAUUAUUAUUAUUAUUAUUAUUAUUAUUAUUAUUAUUAAUAUUAUUAUAUUAUUAUUAGAUCAUGUACUCUUGCUUCCUUCCAGCGGGAUACUGUGUUUGCAAUGUGUAGGUAUACAUAUAUAUUAUAUAGCACGUUUUGUCGCAUCGUAUGGAAAGAUAGUUUUUUUUUCGUACUUUUAUAACUCAGAAAGAGACUAUAAUAUGUAAUAUGAAUGUACGUGCGUAUUCCUCGAUAGCAUACAAAUAUACAUACAUAAUACAGAUACACGCAUACGCGGAGACAUGUAUGUACACGAUAAACGUGAAAAUAUUGCGUAAAAAUUGUUCGACACACGCUUACAUACCAACACAUACACUUUCUCUCUCUGUAUGAAUAAUCGAUAAGUAAAAGUGAUCGAGGAUAUUGCGGCCCGCCUAAGUAUUUUACAGUGUGCGAGAUGAUGUACCUGAAUCGGAUAUUCGUGCGAACUUCUUUUAUGUUGCUAUUUAGGGACUAUGUAUUAAUAAGCGAGGAAAAAAUGUGUGCUAUAUCAAGUUAUAUGAUAACGAUAACUUUGUGUAUCUCGAUCAUUCCAUAUUUCGUAUUAAACUGUAACUAAUUUAUUAACAAGGCUGAUUUAAUUGAUGUACAGACUUAUAUGGAGUUUAUUAUAAAUUCAAUUAUCUAAAUUAUAUUUCUGUGUGUGUGUAUCUGUGUGAAUAUACUCCUUCAUUUCUC